This is a messenger RNA of Penicillium pulvis, 1131 nucleotides long. Its product is annotated as Zn(II)2Cys6 transcription factor domain-containing protein. The record is from RefSeq and is a predicted model, not a curated record. Lineage: Eukaryota; Fungi; Ascomycota; Eurotiomycetes; Eurotiales; Aspergillaceae. Gene Ontology annotation, biological process: regulation of transcription by RNA polymerase II. Gene Ontology annotation, molecular function: DNA-binding transcription activator activity, RNA polymerase II-specific; zinc ion binding. Bases 1 to 1131 code for a protein of 376 amino acids. The transcript is spliced from 3 exons.
AUGCCACGCCGCUGCCAUACCAAGUCAAGGCGGGGCUGCGUACAAUGUAAAGAACGACAUGUUAAGUGUGAUGAGAACCGUCCAACAUGCAGCCUCUGCAUUCGACGCGGGUUAGAGUGCGAAUAUGUAGCACCUCGGCCCAGACGCAGACCCAUGUCAACAAGCACAAGCUCUCCCAAAAAUGCAAGAUCUGACAGAUCCUCAUCGCAAUCCAGCAUUUCUCACUCGGAUGACUUUAUAAGGCUCCCGCGCUUGCAGGAAAUGCAACUAUUCUACCAGGCGUGCGAAUCGACUCUUCCCUCGAUAGCCAAAGACGACGAAGAUAGCCGCUUCUGGAACGGGAAGAUUCCCCAAUUUGCUGUCUGCCACGACUAUGUCAUGGACAGCCUACUUGCUGUGUCUGCUCUCCAUCUGGCGUCGGAGCAAAUGGAUGCUGAUGAGAUUCCUACAUGGCUGGAGACUGCUUUAACAUAUCAGACUCAUGCGACUGCCGGUUUGCGACAAGAGCUGGUGACAAACCCGCAGAAUAUCGAGGCGUCUUUCAUGUGCUCAGCUAUUAUUCUGAUAUUAGUGACAGCUUACCCAGGCGUUUGUCGAGAUGAGACGCCGAUUGACCCGCUAUACGAGAUAAUGACACUUCGCUCGAUUCUGAGCGGAGCUGCAUUUUUAUGGAUGCAGAUGUUUCGCGGUACCGAGCGGGCUUGGCUUGAUGCUUGGAUAUACCAAGAUGGAAGCAACAGACUUGGUAUUGCUAGGGCCAGGAGCAUUCUUCAAAAAUUCCAUACUUUGCGCCCAUUUAUCGAGAGUAUUCAGGGGCCACAACGCAAUAUUUACCGAGAUACUUAUAAGCUACUGCUACAGAGCCUGGAAUGCUGGCCAUCCGGGCAAGGGAGCCUAGUCUGGCCAAUUCGAGUCAGCGAUGACUUCAUGAACCUAGUCAAGCAAGGCGAAUGGAUGGCGCUUAUCUUUGUCCUGUUCCAUGGCCUGGACAAGCAUCUAUCUUCACGGAAAUGGUUCGCUCGAGAGUCAGGGAAGCGAUUGGUUCACGGCGUGAUCCAGAACUUUGCUGGAACUUUCCCUCCAGAGUGGGUGGGCCUGGUUGAUUGGGUUAGGCAAGCUGUGGAGGUCUGA